Molecule: messenger RNA, 1563 nt
Organism: Prunus armeniaca (apricot)
Lineage: Eukaryota; Viridiplantae; Streptophyta; Magnoliopsida; Rosales; Rosaceae
Source: the annotation of a GenBank genome assembly
AUGGGUUCAUCAUACUGCAUCCGUACUGAGAUAUUUCGGCAUAAAUCUGGACAAAAUGUGGGUUUGAGUAGGGCAAACAAUAUAGAGGCAGGCAAGUUGAAGGAAAAUUGCAUUGGCUUCUCUUCCGUGUCAUGUUACUCUCCUAGGAAGACACAGAUUUUGCAUGUAGACAAUGCAGUACUAGGACAUAAACGAGGGCAUAGUGUGAUAGUUGCUGCAAGUCCUCCCACAGAAGAUGCAGUAAUUGUUACAGAGCCUCUGACGAAAGAGGAUCUUGUAAAGUAUCUUGCCUCUGGAUGCAAGCCUAAGGAAAAUUGGAGAAUUGGUACAGAGCACGAGAAGUUUGGUUUUGAGCUAAAAACCUUACGUCCUAUGAAAUAUGAACAAAUAGCUGAGUUGCUUAAUGGAAUUUCUGAGAGAUUUGAUUGGGAGAAAGUCAUGGAAGGCGACAAGAUUAUUGGACUCAAACAGGGUAAGCAAAGCAUAUCGCUGGAGCCUGGAGGCCAAUUUGAGCUUAGUGGUGCACCUCUUGAGACUCUACAUCAGACUUGUGCUGAAGUCAAUUCACACCUUUAUCAGGUUAAAGCAGUUACAGAGGAAAUGGGAAUCGGAUUUCUUGGAAUUGGUUUUCAGCCGAAAUGGAGGAUUAAGGACAUACCUAUAAUGCCCAAGGGAAGAUAUGAGAUUAUGAGGAAUUACAUGCCAAAAGUUGGCACGCUUGGACUUGAUAUGAUGUUCAGGACUUGCACUGUACAGGUUAAUCUGGAUUUCAGUUCUGAAGCAGACAUGAUAAGAAAAUUUCGUGCUGGUCUUGCUUUGCAGCCUAUAGCAACAGCUCUAUUCGCAAAUUCACCUUUCACUGAAGGAAAGCCAAAUGGUUUUCUAAGCAUGAGAAGUCAAAUUUGGACUGAUACCGACAACAAUCGCACUGGCAUGCUUCCCUUUGUUUUUGAUGACUCCUUUGGGUUUGAACAAUAUGUUGAUUAUGCUCUUGAUGUUCCCAUGUACUUUGUUUAUCGGAAAAAGAAGUACAUCGACUGUACUGGAAUGACCUUCCGGGACUUUUUGGCAGGAAAGCUGAGCUGCAUUCCGGGUGAAUUGCCAACCCUGAAUGAUUGGGAGAAUCAUUUAACAACUAUAUUUCCUGAGGUCAGGCUGAAGAGAUACUUGGAGAUGAGGGGUGCUGAUGGAGGGCCUUGGAGGAGAUUGUGCGCUUUGCCAGCAUUUUGGGUAGGUAUACUGUAUGAUGAGGUUGCCCUACAGAAUGUGUUAGACAUUACAGCUGAUUGGACCCCUGAAGAAAGACAGAUGCUGAGAGAUAAGGUCCCCAUAACUGGUCUAAAGACACCAUUUCGGGAUGGGUUGCUCAAGCAUGUUGCCCAAGAUGUCGUAAAGUUGGCAAAGGAUGGCCUGGAAAGAAGAGGCUUUAAGGAAUCUGGGUUCUUGAAUGAGGUGGCCGAGGUUGUCAGAACCGGUGUAACACCAGCUGAGAGGCUAUUGGAAUUGUAUAACGGGAAGUGGGGACAACAAAUAGACCCUGUUUUUGAGGAGCUACUUUACUGA